AUGGGCGAUUACUCGAAUGCGCUUGACUUUUUGAAUAAAGCACAUAAAAUAAAAGAAAUAGCUGUACCUUCGAAUCAUCCUGAUAUAGCAAAUUCCUACAGUAACAUUGGCCUAACUUAUAACAACAUGGGUGACUACUCAAAAGCACUCGAAUUUUACGAAGAAGCAUUUAAAAUAAGAGGAAACACUUUGCCUUCAAAUCAUCCCGAUUUGGCUACUUCAUACAACAGCAUUGGUCUUGUGUAUAAAAACAUGGGUGACUACUCAAAAGCACUAGAAUUUCACGAAAAAGCACAUGAAAUCUACGAAAAAGCUCUACCUGCUAACCAUCCGCAUUUGGCGCUAUGCUACAACAACAUCGGAGAGGUGUAUCAUCAUAUGGGUAAUUACUCAAAAGCACUUGAAUUUUACGAAGAAGCAUUUAAAAUAAGAGCAAACACUUUGCCUCCGAAUCAUCCAGAUUUGGCUACUUCCUACAACAACAUUGGUCUUGCAUACAACAAGAUGGGUGAUUACUCAAAAGCACUUGAGUUUCACGAAAAAGCACAUGAAAUCUACGAAAAAGCGCUACCUCUGGAUCAUUCCUAUUUAGCUCUAUCCUACAACAGUAUCGGAGAAGUGCAUCAUCAUAUGGGUAAUUACUCAAAAGCACUCGAAUUUUACGAAGAAGCAUUUAAAAUAAGAGCAAACACGUUGCCUCCGAAUCAUCCCGAUUUGGCUACUUCCUACAACAACAUUGGUCUUGCGUAUAAUAACAUGGGUGUUCACUCGAAAGCAUUAGAAUUUCACGAAAAAGCACAUAAAAUCUAUGAACAAGUUUUGCCUCCGGAUCAUCCUUAUUUGGCUACUAAUUACAACAACAUCGGUCUUGCCUAUAACAACAUCGGUGAACAUUCAAAAGCACUUGAAUUUUACGAAAAGUCACAUGAAAUAAAAGAAAAAUCGUUGUCGGGAAAUCAUCCUGAUUUGGCUCUGUCUUAUAAUAACAUCGGAGAGGUGUAUCGUCGCAUGGCUAAAUACACAAAAGCACUAGAGUUUCACAAAAAGGCACGUAAAAUCUACGAGAAAAUUCUGCUGCCGAAUCAUCCCUUAAUGGCUGAAUCGUACAAUAACAUUGGUCUUGUAUAUAAUUACAUUGGAGAUUACUCGAAAGCAAUGGAUAUUUUGAACAGAGCACAUCAAAUAAAAGAAAAGGCUGUGCCUCAGAAUUAUCCCAAUUUGGCUGAAUCCUACAAUAACAUUGGUAUGGUGCAUAGCAACAUGGGUAACUACUUGAAAGCACUUGGGUUUCACGACAAAGCAAAUAGCAUCUUUGAGAAAGUAAUGCCACCGAUGCAUCCAUAUUUGGCUAUUUCCUAUUGCAACAUCGGGCUUGCUUAUAGCAACAUCGGUGAAUACUCGAAAGCUCUAGAAUUUUACGAAAAAGCACUUAAAAUAGGGCAAACGUCUUUACCUCAGAAUCAUCCCGAUUUGGCUGUUAAUCAAUUGAACUUUGCAAUAUAUUACGAAAGAAUGGGCGAUUAUGCAGCAGCUCUGAAGGCUCUUCAAAGUGCUUUUGGGAUUCAAGAAAAAAUAUUGGAAGAAGAUAAUCUAGGUUUGGCUUCUACUUAUGGUUGGUUUGGAAGAGUUUAUCGGUCUUUGAAAGAAUAUUCAGUUGCACUUUUUUAUUUUGAAAAGUGCCUUGCAAUACGUCAACAAAAAUUACCCAAAGAACAUCCGCAUCAGGCUAUUUCAUACACUAAUAUAGGCGAUGUUCAUCGGUUAAUGGGAGAUUAUGAAACGGCACUUUCGUUUCAUCAAAAAGCGUUAAACAUUCAAGAAAAUGUUCAAUGUAAUCCUCUGGAAUGCGCAAUGACACACGUUUAUUUAGGCGAAACCUAUCUAGAACUGAAGGAUUAUUCAUCAGCAGUGACAUACUUUGAAAAAGGAAUGCUAAUACGUGAAAAGAAGCUACCAAAAAAUCAUCCUGAUUUAGCUGUUAUUCAUCACAAUUUGGCAAAAUUAUAUGUGGCUACUCGACAAUAUAGUCUGGCGAUGCAAAAUGUCCAACAAGCAAUAGAAAUUGCUCAAGAAAAGCUGCCUUCAAAUCAUCCUCAUCUUUUGGAUUAUAAAGAGACAUUAGAAAAAAUACAAAAAAAGAUGUAA
Messenger RNA from Rotaria sp. Silwood1, 2145 nucleotides. NCBI's taxonomy places the organism in Eukaryota, Metazoa, Rotifera, Eurotatoria, Philodinida, Philodinidae. The record is from the annotation of a GenBank genome assembly.